GCGUGGGAGGGCAGGGGCUGCCCCGCAGGACCAGCGGGAGCACCAUACAGUCGCAUGCCUCCCAUCACGGCUCCUCCACCGUGGCCCUGGCAGCACUGUGGGGGGGGCGGGGUUUGGUGGUGACCUGGCCAUGCCCUGUGAACACCCUUCCUGGGGGGCACCGAGUCCCCAUGGGAAGGUGGGUGCUCCUGGCAGGUGCUGCCUCUUCCAGGAGAGGGGCCGAGGGGGCCUGGGGUCUCCGUCUGCACACACAGACUGUGCUCAGUGCACCCACGUCCCACCCGGGGGUAACCGCCACUGUGGGACCCUCUGCCCACAGUAGCCCAGGGCGAGGGCUCGCGGCAGGGCCAACCCACCGGGUUCUGGGUGCGUGUGUCCCAGGUGGCCGCUGUUGGGGAAGAGCACGCGUCCCUCGGCGCCCCCGCACGUGUGAGCGUCGCACCUGCCCAGUGAGCACGGCCUGCUCACGCGUGUCCGUGUCCAGCCUGGGGCCGGCGUGUGCUCAGUGUGUCUGACUCCCCGGUUUCCCAGCGCUGGGUGUGGGCGCGGUGGGAGCUGCUGUGCGACCCUGUGGUGAGCGAGCGCCCGGGGAAGCGGGCUCCCACACACAGUGGGCAGGCCUCCCGUGACCCGUGUCCUGGGCGGUUGCCCUCAGCCUUCAGGAAGGCCGUCACCCCGUGACCCCGGGGCGCCACCUGGGCUGUGGUUCUGCCCCCAGCCGCCUGCGGCGGGAGAACACGACGGCCUAAGAUCCUAGUUUCCGUGGCUUCCUGCAACUCUCAGCCCCCGGGACAGUCAGCGAAUGCAGGCCGCGUCCCCGUGCAUCCUCCGUGCACCCCCAUGCAGUCCCCGUGCGUCCCCCAUGUGCCUCCGUGCAUCCCUGUGCGGCCCCGUGCGGCUGGGGGGCAGCGGGAAGGGCCGCGUCUGUCCCCCUGACGGAGCAGGUCAGGUCACGUGCGCCCUCCGAUGGCCACGGUGCAGGUUGCACGGACCCCGUGGCAGUGGCCCCCGUGGCAGUGGCCCGGCCGUGUCGCCCUUGGACCAGUCAGCCGUGGUGCCGGGUGUUGGCACGCAGCUUCACAGGGUGUACGCGGCCUGAUUCUCCUCCAGUGGCCCUGGGAACUCCCGGGGACCGUCCUGCCUGGGCGACUCCGGGCCACGCAGGAGAACCCGCUGUUCCGUGACGUGUGAUCUGCUGGAAAGACGAUGCUGGUGGAAACUGAGGGCGGGCACAUUGUUACCUGGAGGUGGACCGCGUCACCCCUUACGUGGGAAGAGACGGGACCAAGGACUCGCCGCAGAUCAUCGGUUGUCAGGUGAGGAGGGAGCCCCCCGACUCCACGGAGCGGUACACGCGGUGGAUUAACCAGCUGGCGCCGGAGCAGCUCCUCACCCAGGUGUUCACUUCCCACGGCCCCACUGUCGUCAUGCCCACCUGGUUCUGCUCUCGCGCUUGGUUCUCCCAUGUGGGCCCAUUUGACGAGGGCGGGCAGGGUGUGCCCGAGGACCUGCUGCUCUUCUACAACCACCUGCGAAAGGGCGGCGGGGUCGUGCGUGUGGACCAGAGCCUCGUCCUCUACCGCUACCACCCGGACGCUGCCACGCACUCCGUCCUCGAGACGACCAUCUGGACGCACCGAGUCCGGUUCCUGGAGGAGCGUGUCCUGCCGCGCUGGGCCGCCUUCACCAUCUGGAACGCGGGCCGCCAGGGGCGCCGGCUGUACCGCAACCUCUCGGCGGGGGCGCGGCGCAAGGUGGUGGCCUUCUGUGACGUGGACGAGAACAAGAUCAGGAAGGGCUUCUACUGCUACGAGGACUCCGAGGAGGCGCCUAAGCCACGGGUCCCGAUCCUGCACUUCCGAGCCGCCCGGCCGCCCUUCGUCAUCUGCGUGAAGCUGGACCUCACCGGGGGCGAGUUCGAGGCCAACCUGCGGUCGCUACACCUGCAGGAGGGCCGGGACUUCCUUCACUUCAGCUGACGGCUGCGGGCAGCAGCUCCCAGGUGCAUGGGUCGCCCGGGUGGGGGUCCUGUGGCCUGAGGGCACGUGCAGCCCCGCCUCCUCGUGGGGCUGGCCCUUCCCCCGGGGGUGGGUCCAUGUCUCACUGGGAAGUGGUCCCCGUGCGCCAGUGUGACCGCACAGUGGCGACCACCCCGGCGUCCCCGGCAGGUUGUGCCUGUCACACCAGGAGCCGUCUGCCCGCGCUGCUGAGGGACACGUGUGCCGCGAGGCUGCGGCCCCCCUGGGGGUGUUGGACCCUGUGGGUCUCGGCCGCCCGCGGUUCCUGGGUGCGCUCGCUGCAUGAGCGCUUGGUUUCCUGCAGCCAAGGCCCAGGUGCUGCCCCGCGGGCGCCAUCUCCCCACCAUCUCCCGCCUGCCGUCCCGUGGGACCCCGCCACCCGAGGCUCUCUGGCUGGCCUCCAUCUAAAACGAGAGCUCCCUACUCCUUUUUGGGAGGGAAGCAAGUUUGAAUGCUUGAACGGAAUGAAAGUCGUUAAUCCACGGCGCCCUCAGUCCGAGGAGCCGGGCAGCAGGCGACCCCACGGGGGGUCAGUGCUCCCACCAGGGCGGCCAGGCCCCAGCAGCCCCCCCCGCCCCCGCGGUCACACACACCAGUGUCAGACACGGAGACACAGAACUGCUCGGGACAUGGUUUUAUGGACGGGGUUCCCACGGACGUGAAGACAAAGCACCAACACCCCAGACACGGGAAGAAGAGCUGCUGCUCAGGUGGGGCCACCUCCGGGCCCGGGGCCACCUCCAGUGGUCAGGUGUGCUGACCAGCGUCGGUCUCCUCCGCCCCCUGGGCAGCAGGGGCUCAGCCGGUGCCAGGCUGUGGGUGACACAGCACAGGGUCAGGCCACGGGUGCCCAGGACCCCGUGGCUGCCACAGUCCCGUCCUCAGCUCCCCACCUUCAUCCCCCCGUGCGGGACUGACAACAGGUUAGCAGCAUGCUCACCUGGAGCCAUCACUGCCCUUGGCCCACCAACCCCCGUGUCACCCGUGGGCCCGAGAGAAAGGUGGACGUGGCUGCCACCCCGGAGCAGAAGCAGGGAAACCACCGCGGCCUCAGCUGCAGUUGCAGUGCACGCAGCAAUGCCAUGGAAGGGUGAUCUCACCGGGCACCUGGGACCCUGGGGCGACCGUCCAGGGAGACGGUGACGGUGGAAACCAGGUCAGGUGGGAGGAGCGAGCUCGGCCGCCGCCAGCUCCACUGAGGGCCGGCAGCGCGGGAUGGCCACCCCCCCAGGCAGAGGGCCUGUCCUGGCUGUUGUGCCCACGGGACAUCGGGUGCUGCCUGCUGCACGAGGGAUGUGGGAGCCCAAGCAGCCCGCGAGGGGCCCGCGAGGACCACAGCGCCCCAGACGCCAGCUCAGGAUGAGCGCCCGUGGGAGCCGCGCAAGGGGGGCCCCGGAGUCCUGGCGUGGCCGAGGCCUGUGGUUACCUUAGGGACCAGCUGCGGUCGGGGCACGCCGAGGAGGUCACAUAGGUGGUUCCGCUGGGCUCUCACGACUGGGAGCUCCGCGUCCCUGGGGGGGGGGGGGGGGGGGGGGGGGAGGAGCAGCUUCAGCCGCGGGGCGCUCGGUGUGUGUGUCCAGCCUCCUGCAAGCCCCGCGCUCAGGCUGCCGGGGUGCAGACCCCAGGAGCCCAGCUUAGGAGUCCAGGGGGAGAGCACGGGGCGAGCCCCCGCGGUGGGUGCUGCAGGCCCUGCUCCUCCUCAGGAAACUGGAGGCGGGCGACCCAUGGAGGUGGGCCGGGCAGGUUUUAAAGUUUUACUGUACUUGGAAAGCUGUUUAUCAUUUUCACUAAAAAUAAAGAUUAAAUUUCAUUUUAGAAUAAAAAAAAAAAUACCAGCAUCUUAAAA
Canis lupus familiaris (dog) is the source of this 3864-nucleotide messenger RNA. RefSeq names its product UDP-GlcNAc:betaGal beta-1,3-N-acetylglucosaminyltransferase like 1 (gene QTGAL). Bases 1428 to 1979 code for a protein of 183 amino acids. NCBI's taxonomy places the organism in Eukaryota, Metazoa, Chordata, Mammalia, Carnivora, Canidae. The record is from RefSeq and is a predicted model, not a curated record. The transcript is spliced from 8 exons.